AUGGUUGAAGAAUGUGCGUCAUUUUCGCAUAACGACGACUUCACUAUUGACGUCACCAGUUCCAGAUCCGAUGACUACCAUCAAUUGUUUCAGGGUGAAGUGAAUUGUAGUUUUAGACAAAUAAAUUUAUGUGGAGGGGAUAAUGCACCUUCGCCUAGGGCUGCCCAUUCUGCUACCGUUGUGGGUAACUGUAUCUUGUACUUUGGAGGCUGGUCCGGAAAUAUGGCCUUAGGGGAUGCAUAUGUAUACCAUACGUCGUUGAAGAAGUGGUGUCGGGUUAUACUUGUUGAAGAUGAGAUCACUCAGAAAAAUUCGAAGAAGAAGUCCAAAAAUAUUUUGGCCAGAAAUAACCACGCUGCGGAAAUAGUUAAUACGGUGAAACCAGAGGAGAAAUCAGAAGUCUACAUUCACGGAGGUCAUGACGGCACCAAUUGGCUAUCGAAUAUGUUUUGCAUUGAUGUAAAAAAUCUUGAAUACCAAGCCAGAAAUGCCGAUCCAUCAGAAUUCAUAAAAUUAAAUAUUUGUGCAAUCGAGCAGCAUGGUAAAGCGCCCACAAAACGUGCUUGCCAUUCUCUUACCCAGGCUGGUGGAUUGAUUUACGCCUUUGGUGGCUUUGACGGCACUAUUUGUUACAACGAUCUUGACGUAUUUACACCUAAUAGCUCACACUGGGCCAGAUUGAGUAAGCCUCACGGCAAAAAACCUAGUGCCAGAAACGCCCAUAUCAUGCUGGCUGAUAGUACUGAAGAAAAUUUGUACCUAUUUGGCGGCCAUUCGGGCAAAUCAUACUACAGAGAUGUAUACCAAUAUUGCAUUUCCAAGCAUACUUGGACGCUCAUAGACCCAAAUGGUGAUCUCCCCCCUUCAGCACGCGGAUUGGCUGGCUCGCUGCUAAAAAACAAAUUUUACAUUUUUGGUGGCUUUGACGGCAAUAUUCGGAAUUCUGACAUUUAUGAAUUUGAUCCGGAGUCCAAAGUUUGGACCUUUAUAAAUCAAUCGAACAAAAUGCUAACAGAUAGGCAACGCCAUUCAAUGGUCACUGUAAACAAUAUUUUGUACGUUUUUGGCGGUUAUGAUGGUGUUAAAUGGUUGUGCGACUUGUAUGGUAUUACAUGUCACCGUCAGUCAUCCAACAACACAACAAAUAAGUCUUUGCAAACUUUACUAAGCAAUCUAUCGCGACUUGUUGGCUCUUCGUUAUUUAGUGAUGUGACAAUAUGUGUUGAUGGUAAAGAUAUACCAGCUCACAAAAGCAUAUUAUCCGCCAGUUCUAGUUACUUUUACAAUCUAUUUAUCGUCCCUGAUUCUCCAUCAAAAAUUCAAUUGCAUGGCUGGUCCUAUGAAGCGUCACUUAAUAUGAUUGAAUACUUGUAUACGGCAAAGAUUAACGACUUUGCUGCAUUUUCUUAUUACAGAUUGUGUGAGCUCAUGGGUCUUGCUGAUGGUAUCCAACUCAGUUCCCUGAAGAUGCUGUGCCAGGAUGAGUUGCAGGAGAAGAUCAACUGCGAGAAUGCAUGCUAUCUUCUCAAAUGUUCCAGUUUGUAUAAGGCAGAUAACUUAAAAAAUGCAUGCUUUUCGUACAUUUCGGAGCAUUCGGAUCAGGUGAUGCAUACUUCAUCUUUUGAAGAGUUAUCAAGCGUUCCAGCCCUCGUACUUGAACUUGCUAAAUUUAUGAAUAAAAAGUGA
Babesia microti strain RI is the source of this 1686-nucleotide messenger RNA. RefSeq names its product Galactose oxidase central domain. Gene Ontology annotation, molecular function: protein binding. Gene Ontology annotation, cellular component: Golgi apparatus. The coding region runs from base 1 to 1686 and encodes 561 amino acids. The record is from RefSeq and is a predicted model, not a curated record. NCBI's taxonomy places the organism in Eukaryota, Apicomplexa, Aconoidasida, Piroplasmida, Babesiidae. The transcript has a single exon.